This is a messenger RNA of Dracunculus medinensis (Guinea worm), 669 nucleotides long. The record is from the annotation of a GenBank genome assembly. Lineage: Eukaryota; Metazoa; Nematoda; Chromadorea; Rhabditida; Dracunculidae.
AUGUCGAUUUACCAGGUUUUUAUAAUAAAUCGUGCUGGCAGCCUAAUUUACGACUGGGAAGACAGUAAAGAAGGAAAUGUGGGUAUUGAGAAAACAUUUAGUUAUCCAUUGGAUAUCAUUUUCGACAUUGUCGACCAAAAAAUUAGCGUUGUUUUUGGUGAACGUGAUUCUAUUGCCAUUAGAUAUACAGUAGCGGCAAUAAAUGGUAUAACCGUGCAGGGAACACGUAUUAUGAUGAACAAUGAAGAAGUCGAUGUAAUGGAAUACUUGUCAAAUGAAGCAAAUUUUCCAUUGAAUAUUCGUUUUAUGCCACCGACAAUAACAACAAAUGAAAAAAUAAUACUUUCAAGUACAUUUCACUCGCUUUUCACGAUCGCUGCGCAGUUGAGUCCUGCUAAGAAGAGUUCUGGAAUCGAAAUACUUUCUACAACAAAAUUUAAAUUACAAUGUUUUCAACCAACAACUGGAGUAAAGUUUAUCGUUGUUGGUUCACCAUCAAUGACAACUGGAAUCGAUAAUUUUUUACGACGUUUAUAUGAAUUAUAUGCUGAUUACGCUUUAAAAAAUCCAUUUUAUUCCAUAGAUAUGCCAAUAAGAUGUCAACGAUUUGAUGAUGCUGUCAAGAAUCUUAUUGAAAAGCAUGAUAAAUAUCAUAUGGUUACUAUUUAA